Poecilia latipinna (sailfin molly) is the source of this 1624-nucleotide messenger RNA. It is a transcript of the gene en1b, whose product is annotated as engrailed homeobox 1b. Gene Ontology annotation, cellular component: nucleus. The record is from RefSeq and is a predicted model, not a curated record. The transcript has 2 exons. The coding region runs from base 300 to 1166 and encodes 288 amino acids. Gene Ontology annotation, molecular function: RNA polymerase II cis-regulatory region sequence-specific DNA binding; DNA-binding transcription factor activity, RNA polymerase II-specific. Gene Ontology annotation, biological process: neuron differentiation; regulation of transcription by RNA polymerase II; multicellular organism development. Lineage: Eukaryota; Metazoa; Chordata; Actinopteri; Cyprinodontiformes; Poeciliidae.
GGGGUUUGGACGGGGGGGAUCUGAUUUUAGGAGAGUUUGAAGAGCGAAUACAGAGAUAUUAUGCUGCACCGUGAAGAGACACAGGCACUGGUUGUUGUGGAGCUGAUGGUUAUGCCAAGCUUCGGGUUAUUAGGAGACAUGCUGCCGCUGUAGUUGAUGUUAUAAUAGAAACCAGGCGUUUGCUCUAUGAGAGAGGCUUGUUUUUUGUAUUGAACUGGAUAUCGAAGUGAGGAGGGAGAGCGAGCAACAAGUGGAAUCUGGUGUGGAGAGGCUGAGAUUUCUCACCAUCACCAGCUGUUAUGGAAGAGCACAAGGAGCCCAGCAGCGGCCGGGACUCGACCGAGGACGAGAGCAUGUCCCUGUCGCCGAACCUCCCAUCCCCUGCCAUGAUCCUACCCCAUCCGGCCGCGCAGCAGGCCCACAGAACCACGAACUUUUUCAUCGACAACAUCCUCCGGCCGGACUUCGGCUGCAGGAAGGAGCCGAGCUACCGCGAGCGCAGCCAGACGCCGGGCAGGGAGAACGUGAACCCGCUGGGAGCGAGGCCGCCGCACGCCGGCAGCCUCUGCCUGGACUCCAACUGCAGCAGCGACAGCGCCUCCUCCUCGCCCUCAUCGUCCUCCUCCACGUCCUCGUCGCCCGCAUCCAAGCAGAGCUCGUCGAAGCCAGGCGAGGCGGCCAGCAACGGGGCCGGCAGAUACGCGGACAGUCCGUCGUCGAUUAUGGUUAUGAGCGGAAGCAAUGGAGGCUCUCCAGCGGGAAUGAAGGAGAGCCAGCCGCUGCUGUGGCCCGCCUGGGUUUACUGUACGCGCUACUCGGACCGGCCCUCAUCUGUUUCCACGCCAGGCCCAAGGACACGGAAACUGAAGAAGAAGAAGAACAGCAAGGAGGACAAGCGGCCCAGGACGGCGUUCACGGCUGAGCAGCUGCAGAGACUCAAAACCGAGUUCCAGGCCAACCGGUACAUAACGGAGCAGAGGAGACAGUCCCUCGCCCAGGAACUGAACCUGAACGAGUCCCAGAUCAAAAUCUGGUUCCAGAACAAGAGGGCCAAGAUUAAAAAGGCCAGCGGCUACAAGAACGGCCUAGCGCUGCAGCUCAUGGCGCAGGGACUGUACAACCACUCAACGACCACCGUGCAGGAGGAGAAGGAGGAGAGCGAGUGAGCGGCCCCCGCCCCCCGCCGGACACUUCCCUACUCAGGGGCUGGCUGACUCUGGACUCAUGGAGAUAAAGAAAAAACAACUGAACUGGAAAUGGGGGGGAUCGCUAUUUAAAAACACAGAUUUCUGUUUAUGGUAACAGUAUAUGGACAUAAUUAUAUACAAAAAAAAAAUGAACGACCAUUAUUAAAAUUUAUAUAGCCACACAGUUAUCAUGUUGUAUACAUUACUGCAUAUUGGAUUCCAGGCUCAUUUUCAAUCCACCAUUUAUUAUUUUAAUUUUUUUAUUUUUAUUUUUAAUUUUUAGGGAUGUUUGACUUUCUAGGUUGUCGUGCUCUCCUCGUCCUUCAUGUCUGCACCAUAUUUUCCUUCAACAAACCAGUCCGCCGGACUCAGCCAAGCCAAAGAUUUUUACUAUGUUCACAUGUAGUCUGAAAUAAAACAGAAAAAAGAACAAGAUA